Molecule: messenger RNA, 228 nt
Organism: Penicillium angulare
Lineage: Eukaryota; Fungi; Ascomycota; Eurotiomycetes; Eurotiales; Aspergillaceae
Exons: 1
Coding region: 1-228 (75 amino acids)
Source: RefSeq, a predicted model, not a curated record
AUGAAUGAAACUGCUAUGGAAGCUCAGGAAGAGUCUAGAUAUGCCGAUUUUACGACUCCCAGCUAUGUCAUGCCGGACUUUUUGGAACUCUCUCCUUCAAUUGAAAUGCACCAGGACGCGCAAACGAUCCCAAAUAAAAGCAUGGAGUCCUCGGAUGAAAGCAAUCAUCGAUCCAAAGUAACGAAAGCAGAUCUAUUAGUUACACAGAUAAAACGCAAAGCCCUCUAA